Messenger RNA from Schizophyllum commune H4-8, 1433 nucleotides. RefSeq lists its product as uncharacterized. Bases 64 to 1284 code for a protein of 406 amino acids. The record is from RefSeq and is a predicted model, not a curated record. Lineage: Eukaryota; Fungi; Basidiomycota; Agaricomycetes; Agaricales; Schizophyllaceae. Gene Ontology annotation, cellular component: nucleus. The transcript has 3 exons.
CGCACGCACUCACGUUCGACCGGAAAGUCGAACACCGGCACAUCACUCGCAUUCACGACCAUCAUGGCGCUCGGACUUGAAGGCUACGGCAGCGGUAGCGACAGUGAUAGCGACAACGAGACCACGCAGGUCGCACAGCCCGCCAAGUCUACUGCACCCCAGGCGUCUUCCUCAGGCUCAAAGCUUUCCCUCCCCCCACCGAAGACCACGCAGGCUCGCACUGGAACCAAGAAGGUUAAGAUUGGACUUCCCUCUCUGAAGCCAGCAGCGGAAGAUGAAGAUGAUCUGGAGAGCGAGAAGCCCCCAGCAAAGAAGCCUCGCCUUGCGCCAGGUGCGGCGGGAGGACGGUCGGCGCUGCUGUCCAUGCUGCCUGCGCCGAAGGAGAAGAAUCCCAAGCCACCAGCUCCAGAGAGGGUACUUGGAGGCGGCCAAGGGAAAGGCUUGGUAUUCCAUAGUCGCCCGUCCGCACCAGCAGUGAACGCGGAUGACGCAGACGAAUCCGCGGCGCCUGCUGCAUCGAAGCCAAUUCCGGAGUCCAAAUCGACAUCGGAUUCGCCUGCACCACCUACAUCCACCCCGAUGUUCAUGCCAACGAACCUCGGUGGCAAGAGAAAGGCCAACAUCUCCCUUGAAGAGAACGGCGUCAGCCGAUCGGCCGCCAAACCACCUCCCAUAUCCGCCGCACCUCCGGUCGACUUCUUCUCCCUGGGCGCAACCUCUCGCCCCCUGCCUACCGCCGGAUCCUCCUCCACUGCUUCCUCUUCCUCCCCCGCCGCCCCCUUGGUCCCCUCCCGCUCCGCCGCGCCUGAGAUCCCCACCUUCCAGCCCCCCGAGCCCACGCCGACGGACCCCUACCCGGGCUACUACCAGCUCCCCUCCGGCAAGUGGGAGGCCCACGACCCCGCAUUCUACCAAAAGUUCUACAAAAAGUGGCAGGCCGAGUACGACGCGCACGUGCGCGCGCUCGAGAAGGGCCAGGUGCGCGGCUUCGAGGACAUGGACGAGAGCCAGAUGGGCGAGGUCGACGCGGCGGCGGAGAUGGAGCGCGCCAAGGUAGAGGUGAAGCUGCGGGAGGAGCGCAAGGCGCUGUCGAGGGGCGCGGCGGCGUUUACGGAGCAGCCGAAGAUGAAGAUCACGGCUUCGAAGUUGUCGGGCGUUGCGCGGUCGAGGCAUCAGCUUGCGACGAUGCUUCACGAGGCGUACAACAACCGCGAGGCUUUGGAGGAAAAGAUCGCGGAAGGACGACGCAACCGGAAGGAAGCAGGCAACAAAUACGGUUUCUGAGCUAUCACUUGUGUCGGACUUACGACGCACUCUUUACUAUCGUCCACUACGCGCUCAUGUGCAAUUGAAUACAGCAAACAUAUCUAAUGCUCGCGACCUUCUGCUUCCUUGCGGAAGAUAUCGAUCAGUCCAAUGAGCUUUUACCUGCC